CACGGUGGUUUCGAGGAGAAGCGCGGGAGCCGUGCGCGCGCCGACGGCCACGAGAGGGAAGCGCGCGCGAGUCUGCGCGCCGGCACUUUCUCCCGAUCGAGGGGAAGUCCGGGGUCGGAGGGGCCCGGAGCGUCGACGAGGACUGAUAAGGACGUCGAGCCAGUGCAUGACCGAGCGCACGGCGAUCCGGUCCGCCAGUGGCAAACAUGGCGACAUACUCGAUGCAACGGCUCGAUGCCGUCCUCCUCUGGCUCUGCCUCCAGGGCGUCGCGAUCUGCUAUUACGCCUACGUCGUCGAGACCAAUAAGGUUAAGGACAAGGAGUACCAGCCCCUCUGUGACGUCAACGAGUACGUCAGCUGCAGCAAGGCCUUCAUGUCCGAAUACGGCAAGGGGUUUGGCCUAAUUCCUAAGGAUUCGCCUUUUCAUUUGCCAAACAGUAUAUUUGGCAUAAUUUACUACACUUUAGUGGCCUCACUAAGUCUCUUUAAUAAUUAUUGGAACACCGCUUUAAUGCUCAUCAUGUCAGUUAUCUGGGCUUUGUUUUCUAUCUAUCUAGCGCGUAUUCUCUACCUAUUGCAAAGCAUCUGUCUCGUAUGCAUAAGUACGUACAUCCUCAAUGCCCUGAUUAUGAUAUUGUCGAUAAAGAAAAUUCGAGAGAUUAAUCAAGUGUCCUCGAAGAAGAGGAAGACUAACUGAAGAGCUGCGAGCAACGAUUUCAACUAUCGAGCCAAACGACACAGCUAUAUACAACAAAUACUCUUUAAAUUAAAGCUAAAAGACAAAAAAAAAA
Molecule: messenger RNA, 792 nt
Organism: Ceratosolen solmsi marchali
Lineage: Eukaryota; Metazoa; Arthropoda; Insecta; Hymenoptera; Agaonidae
Gene: Vkor
Product: Vitamin-K epoxide reductase
Exons: 3
Coding region: 207-698 (163 amino acids)
Biological process (GO): peptidyl-glutamic acid carboxylation; vitamin K metabolic process
Molecular function (GO): vitamin-K-epoxide reductase (warfarin-sensitive) activity
Source: RefSeq, a predicted model, not a curated record